AUGUAUACAUCCAAGAAGGAAGAAGAUAAGCGUGAUUGCUUUUCCCUUUAUGGUCUCGAUAUCUUUUUUAGUGAUGAUGAACCGGUGAGCUCACUUUUUUUUUUGUCUUGUUUCAAUUUUUUUGGAAUUUUCAAGGGCGCAUUAGAAAAAACUUUUGAAGGUCCCAAGAAUGCCGUUUUUAAUAGAGUUUUAGACUAUUUCAGCGCUUUUGAACAUCCCAGUAAGCGUUUUGAACAGACUUAACUCAUCAAAUAAUAGAUUCUUCUUCUGAAACGGAUUCAAUUUAGGUCCUUAUUUUAUUGCUUCGAUGUUUCACUUCCGCUGUUUUCUUAAUCACGACAAUAAUCACGAUUUAUUUUUGCAUCAGCGCGCAAUUGACGGAAACUCUCAAUAAUUUAUUGAAAAACGCAGGUUUGCCCAAUUAAAACAAUAGUUUUGAGAAGGGAGGUAUUGUAGACAGUGGGACCACGGCUAGUUUGGCAUUUGAACAUUGCGUCCUGCCGAAGUACGACGCUUGGGAUGAUCCUGUUCUCAUGGUGAGUUUGUUAACAAAAAAAAAGUACGUUGAUCUGAACUUUUUUGGGUUCAGAGAAUACGUUUUUUUAAUGUUCGUAACGUGGUCAUUUUUCAAUGACAGUUCGGUGAGAUAAGCGCAAACUCAUUGAUAAGAGAUAUAAGACCUUUUUUAUCAUUCAGUUGUCAAAAAUACUUCAUCAUCAUCAGAAAUAAUUUUCUCUGAGAAGGGAGAUUAGCUCGAACAGUAAUUUUAAAAGUAGAAAUGUCAACCAAGCUAACCAGAAAAAAAAUUUUUUUCAUCAGAAACAGGAAGUUUCUGAAAUUGAAGAUCAACUCGUGAAUCAUAAUUUUUAUGCCAAACUCCCGAAAAUCUUUAGAAUUUUAUGUAAAAUCAACUUCAUUUCAUACUGAUAAUGGCGUGUUUUUCGAAGAAACGGAACAUGCUUCUAAACGAAAAAUCGUGUUCAUCGGCGCGCCAAAGUUGCUCCAAAACAGUACUAAUUUUUGUUUUGGAGCAAUUUUUUUGCGUUUCGAAGCGUUUCGAAGCAGUCCGAUGAACACGCCAUAAAAGAAAGUAGUCUUCCGAUUUACUCUAGGAACAGAUAAAACGAGGAAGAGAGUUUUUUUUUUCAAAGUUUGCUGCUUUUCUCUAAUAUUAAAUAACUUUAACCGCUGAGAUAGUUUCUAUAACACCGUCUGAACUCUCAGGACCACGACCACAAAUUCGAUUAUCGUAAAGGUUGUCCUCUACCGGAAAAGCCCGUGACGGAACUUGCCAAAGGAACUUUCAAAGUCGUCAGAAAAGGCUUUGAAUGUCAGUUCAGGUUCCGAAACAAAUCAUAAAACUCUUCGUAAAUUUCUUGUUUAGAUGUGCUUUUUGGGAUAGUGAAUACAGCAACAAAUACGGCGGUUGGGAGAAAAUUGCUUUCGAGGAAAAAUUGAAAGUCGAUUGCGAGUUUGUCCAUUCGAUUUGCAAGAACAGUAAAACCAAGGAGAAAAUGGAAAAUAUUCAAGCUCAGAUUCUUGAGAAAAAGGGAGUUAAUUUUUAAUCAGCAUCAAUCGAAGCUCUUAAAGUGAACCUAUGUGAGAUGACUCGCUUGUAAAGUUUUUAUUUUUUUGAGUUUCACCCGACAUAGAACGACUUGCGCGUAGUGGUAUUAUAAAGAGUUUUUAUUCCUAUUUUUAGACGACUUUUCACGGCUCCGCAUCUUCCUUGCGGCAAGUACAAGUAUAUAAAUCCAAACCUUCCAGAUUAGGCAAAAAUGAGACAAAAAAGGAUCAGACGGCUUCUGGGAAAUUUUACAGUGUCUACGUCCUGCUGAUCGAUUCCAUCUCCACUCAACAAACUAUUAGGUUAUUUUCGAUUCUCUUUCCUUUUCAGUUUGAAAUAGAUUAUUGUAGAAACAUGCCAGCAACGUUAGCCUACAUGGAAAAGCAGAUGAAGGCCAUAACUUUUCCAUUCGUCAACAAAAUUGGACUCAACAGCUAUCCAAAUGCAAUGGCUCUUUGGUUCAGUGAGUUGAAAAAAUCUUUGUAGAAAAUUUUAAUUUGUCCUCAGAUAAACAAAUCAAGGACAAUAAUCAGUUAGUCUUUGAUUUGCCUAUAAAAAAAGCAGACUCACCUGGAUAUUCCAAGGUUUUUCUAGAACUCAAAUCAUUUCUAGCUUUGCUCAUAUUCCAGACUUGUCACAAUUAUCUGAACAAGUCUGAAUUCAUCAUGAAUCUCUACGAGCGAAAGGGUUAUAAGGUUGAGCUUCUCCUGGGAUGGAAUCAUGAGGAAAUUCAGACGUUUCUGGCAGAAGACUGGGCCAAAGGAGCCGUGGUUUGGCCGAAUUGUUAUGGAUUCCAGGAACAGCCUACUCAUCAUAAUAUGCGGUACCCUAUAAAGAGUUUUGAAUGAGUUGGGAGAAUCACUAGGCCUUAUCAUGUUCUUCUGGAGUCGAAGCAAUGUCGCAACCUCACCCAGUACCAGAAGAAAAAUUGCAUCGAAGCGCAUCCGAUCCUUCUCGAUUACCUUGGCCAGUUCGCUGAGUCUUACGAAGGUUGAGUGUCUUAAGACGUUUCAUUCAUCAAAUGCCCUUUUUUUCAUGGUUGAAUAAAGCUAACAGCAUAAAAAGAAAGAGUUUUGCUGACCUUGGAGGGCUUUAUCUGGAAUUGUCAUCACUUCUAAUAAUGCGCACGAAAUUCUCCAUUUUUCAAGCACGUCACGGUUCAUUUUUACGCCGAAAGACGAAGGAAAAAAAAACUUUUGAUAAACUUUCGCCGCCAAAUAGCCGCGUCGCACACGCAACACCUCGCCCUUGCCAACCAGCCCAUAUCACCUUUCAAGUCGGGAAACAUUGACUAUAGUAAAUCCUCUAAAUUGCGAGCAUGUCACUAGAAUUCGCCAUUGGCAUGAAACCAUUGCAGUUCUGCUUCAAAUAUGGAAUUAUUCAAUUUAAAAUAAAGUUCUGGUCAUCAUAAACACAUUCAGUUUCUAGAAUCUUUGAAAUAGAAUUACAAAAAAUCAGCAAACAAAAUUCAUUUUGAGUGGUCAAGGUUUCAGAAUUCCAUCACAAUCAAUAGCAAUCGAGACGGGAGAGUUGAGAAUGACAUGAGAAAAAAUUAAAAAUGGAAAGUUUAUGAAAUGAACAAAAUUGUCGUUUUGCAGUGAUACUUUCUUUUUGCAGCUAAUAAAUUUCACGGCCAUUCUUUUUUUUCAUUUAAAGUUCUUCGAAAGAAUAAUUUUUCAUGAAAAAAAGUUUGUUGUAAUCCAUCUGUUAUUAAUAUGGUUUUUUUUUUCCUCAAACCCUAUUUUUCGCUCACACGGCUUCAACUCCUUCAAAAAGAUCAGAAAUAGUGAAAGAUCGGAAAUGAAUAAUAAAAAGAAAGUAAAGAGAAAGUUUGAUAGUUUAUAAUCGUAUUUGAUUGCGGUUGUAUAUAAGGUGCAAUUCUUGCAGGAGUUCCUAAAUUCGGAUGGCUUUGGUCGAGUGAAGCGUCGCAUUACUACGUUGAACAAACUGUUCAUGUGGAUUUGGAUUUUCGCAAUUUUCUGAUCGAUCACCGCAAAGAAGUUUUUCUUCUCGACUUUCUCCUUGAUUUUAUCCGCUUUUUAGUUUGAAAAUUCUUUCGUGAUUUUGAUGGGCGACCAUGGCCUUCGAUUUGGGAAGGUAUUCGAGUUAUUCUAGAGGAUUUCCCAAGUUUUAUAUUAAAGUACGCCCACUCGGAGAAUGGAGCAUUUGAAGCCAAAAAUUCGCAUUUCACCAUUUCGAUACCGAGGGAACUUCGGGAAUCGACUCGGCUUUUGGAUAUUCUCCGUCUAAAUGCUCAGAAGCUUCAGUCAACUUUUGAUGUUCAUGCCACCUUCAGAGAUAUUGUGAUGGUAUAAUAGUUCAAAUAUACCAUUGAUGUGGAGAAAAAGAGGAUUUGGGCGUCUUUGGGGCUUUAUACCCUAUUUGACCGCUCAAUAAUUUAUCGACAGAUCAAAUGAACCCUAACGAGUUCAUCUGGAUCUGGAAUUUAAGAGAAUACAGUAUAUAAUUAUUCAUCAGGUAAAAGGCAAAAGCCGCAAUUUCCUAAUGAAUUCAAAUUGAGCAUUUCAGAAAGAACAUCUGAACAAAGUUUCUUUGAAACCUGAUACAAUCACCUUUCGCACUGCCCUAGUAAAUUGCGUUCGACCUAUUUUUUGUCGGGUGCGCUGAAACAAUCGUUUCCAAAGCGUUUCGAGCCAAUAUCUUAUUUGCAUAUGAAGUUUUUAAUAAUAUCAAAACAUUUUCCUCAGUACCAACCCGAACAAGCGUACUCAAACUACGAUCCGAUCGCCAAGGCGACGGACCGGGGACAUUCUUUGCUUCGGCGUCAACCUGAAAUUGAUCGAAAUUGCAAGGUUAUCCUCCCGAUUUCCCAAAAAAAACGAGUCCGUUUAUUUCCUUUCAGACUCUCGAGAUUCCAUUCUCCUUCUGUAUGUGUAAGUUUGAAAUGAAGAACGUCACAACGUAAUUUUUUGCAGCCAAGAAGCUUUUCAUCGUAGUUUUUCAGUUUUUCGCAAGUUUCCAAAUCCAUUGGCUCUUACAUAAUUGGAAUUAUUAACAAGGGUUUGAAGGAAGCAAACAUGACAAAUAAAUGCGAACCUGUGAUUUUGAAUAAGGUUAUUAUACAAGAAAGACUAGGGAAAUCAGCAGAUUUUAGGCUCUCGAUAUCCGCUCUUAUAAGUACUCGAAGGAGGGCAGGUACCAAGUUUUCAAGGCGACAAUCAAGGCUGCGGCUCCUCACAAUGGAAUCUUCAGGGUCGGUUUUCUUGAUAAUCUUCUGAAAACCAUGAAGGAUGGUUUUCUCAAAUGAUUUCAGUUAGACGAUUGAGAGCAAUGAUUUCUAAAAAUCUGAAAGUCCAAGCAUAAACGAUUGAAAAAGGCACAAAUCCACUUAGUUUGCAUAUAAUAAAAUGGACUGAUUUUUCACUGUUUUUCCGAAAAAUAUAAAAACUUGUUAGCUCGAAAAUUAAUUGAUUUCGUGAGAAAAAAUAGUUUCAUAAUAUAAUCUGUAUAUAACGACUCAAAAAGAUGAUUGUAUUUGUAAAAAACUCAACAAAUCGGGAAAACUUUUAUCAACAAUGAAAAAAACUUCAAAAUUAAAAUAAAAUAUUUCGACGAUAAAAAAUUAUUUUGCUCGCUGGACAGAACUUUCAAAUCAUCUCAAAUUGUUAACUUUUAAUUUUUCGAGAAUAAUUCAAGAAAAAAAAACCUUCAAUUCAGGCACACAUCCGGAAGUCCGAUCCGACAGACCCAUCACUACCGCCAACUCUCGACUUGGUCAGUGAUUCGAUCGAGCGACUCGACAAGUAUGGAAACGCCGGGAGUUGCGCUCCGUACGCCGUCGGCCACUACUGUCACUGUCUCAAAACUGAGAAAUCCACUAUUGAAAUAAAUUCUUGACUACUACUUCCCUUGACCUUGUUUUGGCUGCAAAAUAAAUAUUCAAGCAGGCGAAAACAACACGUUUCCCCGGUUUAUCAGUGCUCUUCCUUCUUUUUAGCCUUUUUUGAAUGAUUUUUAUCAUGUUCGUUUUCAAGUUUAAUUUUUUACGGAUAGUAGAAUAUAUUUGAAAAAGUCGGUUAUUUCGGUAGGUUUUCAAUGAAUGUUCAAUUUUAGAAAAUUUCGAAUUUCGAAACAUUUUUGAACAUUUUUUUUAGGUGUAAAUGGCUUUGAAGUUAAUAUUUAUCCAUGAUAAGAACAAUUUCGAAGUCUGAUUUUCAAAAUCCGGUCAUUAAUUUUUCAGAAGCUUCUUUUUCUUAUGUUUCCUACUUUGCCAGAAAAAAUGCUCUCAAAUCUUGCAUGUCAUUUUCUCAAGCAAGGGUUGAAUGAAUUAAUUGUGCCAUCGUUUUUUUUUGUUCAAAAAAGGAUGCCUGUUCAAACUAAAAGUGUGUGGUAGACUAGGAAUGUUGAAAAUAGAUUUAGUUCCUCCUGAAAUGUAUUUAAUUCUUCCUUUUCCAGUUUAGAACUUUGUGCUUCGAGGACACGUUUUUGAUGGGCCGGCGAGCCUCCUACAAGGUUGAGAAAAAAAAUUUCAACUUUUCAAAAAAGUCAUUUUCAGCGGCUUCUCGUUUUGAUAAUCGCUUUUGCUCUGGUGACGCCAAUAUUUUUUCUUUUUCGAAAUCCAUGGUUUUCUGAACGAUGGGUUGACGAUUAUUUGGCGGAAAGAACUACAGGUAUGAUUCACGGAAUUCUCUUUCAAAGUUCGAAGAAAAGCAGCUCAUAAACAGAACAUUUUAUAUACCUUGCAGAAUGAGGUACCCGAGAAACGUUUUGAAAAGAAUUAAUUUCACAGGGAGGCCAUCGUCAUUCGAGAAAUGCGUUUUGCCGCGCUUCGAUCCAUGGGAUGAUCCUGUUUUGGAGGUUGGUAGCAUUUUAUUAAUUUAGUUAAGAAUUAAUGAAAUAGCCUUGCGAUGUAAAAACCGCUUUUGAUCAAAGAAAUUUUUUUCAAAAAAAUUCAUUAAAAAGUUAGUUGCAGGUGUUAAUCAAAAAAAUAUAUGAGAAAACGGAAUAUUGAAAGAUUUUGUGGUUUUCGGAACAUUGUGAUAACACAAUUUUUUUCUUUUUCUCUACAGGUUUCAAAAAAAACGCUUUGAAUAAUUUUGAGGUAAAUUCUACCGAACGAAAUAGUAUUUUUUUGGAGUCAGUUCACGCUUAUUUUGAAAAACUGUGUCAGAGAUAGCAAAUGUAUUUUUCCAUUGAAUUCUGAAUUUCCUGCCGUUUUUGAACACAUUUGCAGUUCCACAACUACACAAUCGGAUGGUUCAAAAACUGUUCUCAAAAAAGCGAACCAAUGGCUGAGAUCAGAAAUCAGACAAUAAUACUUCUAAGACCAGGACUUCAAUGCAAAGCCAGGUAAUCCCAGCAUUCUGUUCCCCUUUCAAAGGCCGAAAUAAGGUGCGCGUUGUGGCUGGGCGAGUAUCACAACAAGUACGACGACUGGAGGGACGUCAAGUCCGAUAGUUCGUUCUCCUGCGACUUCGUCCAUCUCAACUGCUCCAACAACGCAACGUCCGAAGUUCAGGAGACGAUUCUCUACCAGAUUGUUGAAACACAGUAA
Messenger RNA from Caenorhabditis auriculariae, 7082 nucleotides. NCBI's taxonomy places the organism in Eukaryota, Metazoa, Nematoda, Chromadorea, Rhabditida, Rhabditidae. The record is from the annotation of a GenBank genome assembly.